Symbiodinium pilosum is the source of this 306-nucleotide messenger RNA. NCBI's taxonomy places the organism in Eukaryota, Dinophyceae, Suessiales, Symbiodiniaceae. The record is from the annotation of a GenBank genome assembly.
GGCUCCAUCGUGGAGGAGAUGGAGAGCAGAGGACAGGCCUUUGCCGCCUUCGGCUCACGAGAUCACUGGCUGCACCAGCUGUUGAACCAGCAUCUGCCUUUGGUUGAAGCCCUAGAUCCAGAAGACUUGGCAAGGGAGCAAAGUCUCCUCAGUUCGCUGGCGAGUACCCUUCGUAGUCGUGCAAAAGAUCUGGCUGAGCUCAUACGAGGCACGCCGCCUUGCGCAGACCAGCAAAAGAGCCUCUUGCGAGCUGCAGCAGCAGGAUGCGACGUUGAGCUGCUGCAGGUCGCGCAGCUUCCAGAAAAG